This is a messenger RNA of Scomber japonicus (chub mackerel), 2019 nucleotides long. RefSeq names its product ATP-binding cassette, sub-family G (WHITE), member 1 (gene abcg1). Gene Ontology annotation, cellular component: plasma membrane. The transcript is spliced from 15 exons. The record is from RefSeq and is a predicted model, not a curated record. Bases 1 to 2019 code for a protein of 672 amino acids. Gene Ontology annotation, molecular function: ABC-type sterol transporter activity; ATP hydrolysis activity; ATP binding. Gene Ontology annotation, biological process: cholesterol homeostasis. NCBI's taxonomy places the organism in Eukaryota, Metazoa, Chordata, Actinopteri, Scombriformes, Scombridae.
AUGGCCUGUCUGAUGGCCGCCUGGUCCGUCCACAACCCGUCCGUCACCAACUCCAUCAUCAUGAACACCAAUGGGCCCCCGGACCUCAUGUUGGACCCCCGGACGGUGUGUGUCUGUCUGGACGAGGUGGUGAACAAGCGGCCAAUCAGCAGCCAGCAGAUGCCACUGCUGCAGGGUCACCUGAAGAAGGUCGACAACAACCUGACGGAGGCGCAGAGGUUCUCCUCGUUACCACGGAGACCGGCCGUCAACAUCGAGUUCAAAGACGUUUCGUACUCCGUCAGAGAAGGACCGUGGUGGAGGAAGAAAGGUUACAAAACUCUGCUGAAAGGAAUCUCUGGGAAAUUCACCAGCGGGAACCUGGUGGCCAUCAUGGGGCCCUCCGGAGCCGGAAAAUCCACCCUCAUGAAUAUCCUGGCCGGAUACAGGGAAACGGGCAUGAAGGGAGAGAUCCUGAUCAACAGUCAGCCCAGAGACCUGCGCUCCUUCAGGAAGGUUUCCUGUUACAUCAUGCAGGACGACAUGCUGCUGCCUCACCUCACUGUGCAGGAGGCCAUGAUGGUUUCAGCCAACCUGAAGCUGCAGGAGAAGGUGGAGGCUCGCAGAGAGAUGGUCCAGGAGAUCCUGACGGCUCUGGGUUUACUGGACUGUGCCAGGACCAGAACAUCCCACCUGUCGGGGGGGCAGAGGAAGAGACUGGCCAUCGCUCUGGAGCUCGUCAACAACCCACCAGUCAUGUUCUUUGAUGAACCCACCAGUGGGUUGGACAGCUCGUCCUGUUUCCAGGUGGUGUCUCUGUUGAAAGCUCUGGCUCAGGGAGGACGCACCGUCAUCUGCACCAUCCACCAGCCCAGCGCCAAACUGUUCGAACUCUUCGACAAGCUCUAUGUGCUGAGUCAGGGUCAGUGUAUCUACAGAGGGAGGGUCUCCAGUCUGGUUCCCUACCUGAGAGACCUCGACCUCAACUGCCCCACCUACCACAACCCUGCCGACUUCGUGAUGGAGGUGGCGUCGGGGGAGUAUGGAGACCAGAUGGUGCGUCUGGUGAAAGCCGUCCAGGACAGGAAGUGUGAGAAGGAGAACCAGACGGAGCUGAACGGAGACACCAACCUCCACCCGCUCCUGUGGCAGAGAGCAGAGGAGGAGACGUCCUCAGAAGGCUGCCACAGUUUCUCAGCCAGCUGUCUGACUCAGUUCUUCAUCCUGUUCAGAAGAACGUUUCUCAGCAUCCUCAGAGACUCGGUGCUGACUCACCUUAGGAUCUCCUCCCACAUUGGGAUCGGCGUUCUGAUUGGUCUACUGUACCUGGGCAUCGGGAACGAGGCCAAGAAGGUUCUCAGUAACUCUGGGUUCCUGUUCUUCUCCAUGUUGUUCCUCAUGUUCGCUGCUCUGAUGCCCACAGUGCUCACCUUUCCUCUGGAGAUGGGAGUGUUUCUGAGAGAACAUCUGAACUACUGGUACAGUCUGAAGGCUUAUUAUCUGGCUAAGACCAUGGCAGACGUCCCCUUCCAGGUAGUAUUCCCGCUGGUGUACUGCAGUAUCGUGUACUGGAUGACGUCUCAGCCGCCGGACGCGGCCCGGUUCUUCCUCUUCCUGUCUUUGGGGGUCUUGACGUCUCUGGUGGCUCAGAGUCUGGGUCUGCUGAUCGGAGCCGCCUCCACCUCGCUGCAGGUGGCGACCUUCGUGGGUCCGGUGACGGCGAUCCCGGUUCUGCUGUUCUCCGGGUUCUUCGUCAGCUUCGACACCAUCCCCUGGUACCUGCAGUGGAUGUCCUACAUCUCCUAUGUCAGGUACGGCUUCGAAGGCGUCAUCCUGUCCAUCUACGGUCUGGACCGGGAGGACCUGCACUGCGACCCACAUGAGACCUGCCACUUCCAGAAGUCCGACGCGAUCCUGAAGGAGCUCGACAUGCUGGACGCCAAACUCUACCUGGACUUCAUCGUCCUCGCCUUCUUCUUCUUCUCUCUGCGGCUUAUCGCGUACUUCGUCCUCCGGUACAAGAUCAGCGCUGAGAGAUAG